Molecule: messenger RNA, 869 nt
Organism: Cucurbitaria berberidis CBS 394.84
Lineage: Eukaryota; Fungi; Ascomycota; Dothideomycetes; Pleosporales; Cucurbitariaceae
Product: ribosomal protein S6e
Exons: 3
Coding region: 17-736 (239 amino acids)
Biological process (GO): translation
Cellular component (GO): ribosome
Molecular function (GO): structural constituent of ribosome
Source: RefSeq, a predicted model, not a curated record
CGCCGCCGCAGUCAAGAUGAAGCUCAACAUCUCCUACCCCAACAAUGGCACCCAGAAGCUGAUCGAGAUCGAAGAUGAGCGCAAGCUCCGCGUCUUCAUGGACCGCCGCAUGGGCCAGGAAGUUCCUGGUGACAGCGUCGGCGACGAGUUCAAGGGCUACAUCUUCAGGAUCACCGGCGGCAACGACAAGCAGGGUUUCCCCAUGAAGCAGGGUGUUAUGCACCCUACUCGUGUGCGACUUCUCCUCGCUGACGGCCACUCCUGCUACCGCCCCCGUCGUACCGGUGAGCGCAAGAGGAAGUCCGUUCGUGGCUGCAUCGUCGGCAUGGACCUCUCUGUCCUUGCUCUGAGCAUCGUCAAGAAGGGUGACGACGAGGUCCCUGGCCUUACCGACACCGUCCACCCCAAGCGCCUCGGUCCCAAGCGUGCCACCAAGAUCCGCCGCUUCUUCGGUCUCAGCAAGGAAGAUGAUGUUCGCAAGUUUGUCAUCCGCCGUGAGGUUACCUCCAAGAAGGAGGGCGCAAAGCCCUACACCAAGGCCCCCAAGAUCCAGCGUCUGGUUACUCCUCAGCGUCUCCAGCACAAGCGCCACAGGAUCGCACUCAAGCGCCGCCGCGCGGAGGCUUCCAAGGAUGCUGCCAACGAGUAUGCCCAGAUCCUCUCGAAGCGCAUCGGCGAGGCCAAGGCCGCUCACGACGAGGCCAGGAAGAGGAGGGCUUCUUCCAUGAGGCAUUAGAAGAUUAUCAUGAACGCAUGAUUGGGUCGUGAAAUGAUUACAUUGGCGUCGGCACGAAAACACGGUGUGGGCUCCUGUAACUGAAUGAAAACUUCGGGAUUCUAGGCAUAGGCGCUUCUCAUACCACGGCUGC